Messenger RNA from Strongylocentrotus purpuratus (purple sea urchin), 1602 nucleotides. RefSeq lists its product as uncharacterized. The transcript has 2 exons. The record is from RefSeq and is a predicted model, not a curated record. The coding region runs from base 370 to 1587 and encodes 405 amino acids. Lineage: Eukaryota; Metazoa; Echinodermata; Echinoidea; Camarodonta; Strongylocentrotidae.
AAAAAUGCAAUUUUUAUAUAAAAGUAGCAUAUUAAUUAGGAUUCCGGCCGAUUCCCGCAGUGAUGUUAAUCUCAAAAUGUCCGCCCAAACCUAAGCUUUCCAUGUAUGGUAUUUCUUUUUGCCAUAAUUUGCGACUCUGCAUGUGCAGGCGCUUUUUCCCCCCACGUCCAUCGAUUAUUAUUAGGCAUAAUCGGUACAUUUUUAAUUUGGUACUGUCUACGCACAGCCGAUUCAACGCUCGUCCGCGUAACCAUGGCAACGGUUACGUGAGUGUAGAGCGUGUAGCGUAGUGUAUAUUGCUUUCACACGUUGAUGCAAUUCGCAAUCAUAUAUGAUAUCAUUCUAGGAGAACUUGGAUUGAAAUAAACGAUGGCGGUAUUAAGAAGACAGCUUUUUCAUGCUGUGCAUUCAGCUGGCUUUAUUUCAGACAUCAAACUGGCAUCCAAAACAUCCAUUGAUGCAUUAUGUGCAUAUCAUAAUGUGGGUAACAGGUCAAACAUCCCACAAAAACUUCUCAAGAGUUUGUCAAAGACUAUUGGACGCUUUCUGUAUCGUGUGCGAGAGAAAUGGAACAAGUGUGGUCGUCGCCAGGAAUAUUUCAUGAAAGGAAACGAGGACUGGCUUAAUCAGACAUUGACAUUCAAUACUGAAGUAGAAACAUUUCUUGCACAGCAAAACAGCACAGAUACCGGGACAGAAACAGAGCCAACUUCAGACUUGCCAGGCACGUCACAGGGCGCAUCCAAUGUGGGACGUCCAGCUAAGAAUUGGGACACUCUCUCAGAUCGUUCUAAAAAAAGAAAAGCACACCACCUUCUAGAAGACAGGGAACCAGAGGAACUUCUAUAUGCGGCAUCUCAAGGCGUGUAUAAGAAAAAUUCAAGUUUGAAAUAUGUGUUGAAAUUCGCAAUGUUAACACCAUCAAGACCAGCUAAAAUAAGAAAACUGAUAUCAGAAAAAAAGAAAGAACCAUUAAAAUUCUCAAGUGAAGAAGCUUUGUCACUUUUAGUUGAAACAGGAAUGACAAAACAGGCAUACCAAACAACCAGACUUGCUGCAAAAGGUAAAAAUGCUGAUAUUUAUCCACCGUAUAACGAGAUUAGGGAAGCUAAGGAAAAAUGUUAUCCCAAUGACAUCUCAGUCACGGAAGACUCUGGGAAAGUACCCAUACAAAGCCUCUUAGACCACACUGCACUUCGGAUAAUUCAGGAGCAGAAGGACACUAUCACGCAAGUCAUUGAAAAUUUAGAAGAAGAAGAACAGUUCAAUUGUGAAUUGGUGUGCAAAUGGGGCUUUGACGGCUCAUCAGGCCACAGUGAAUACAAACAGAAGUCUACUGCAGGUACUUUGGAUGACAGCAGCAUAUUCUGCACUACUCUAGUUCCGCUGCAAUUGAAGGUAAAAGACAGUAUUUUGUGGCAAAAUCCGGUUCCUUCUUCGUCAAGAUUUUGCCGACCCAUUCAUCUUCAAUUCAAGAAAGAAACAACUGAACUCUCUCAGGAAGAGUAUAGAUCUGUUCAAGAUGAAAUCAAGAAAUUGCAACCUAUGAAUGUAUCUUUGGACAUUAUGAGCUGGCAGCAGAUCUAAAUAGGAACGACAAUA